Messenger RNA from Trypanosoma theileri, 1050 nucleotides. RefSeq lists its product as uncharacterized. The coding region runs from base 1 to 1050 and encodes 349 amino acids. NCBI's taxonomy places the organism in Eukaryota, Euglenozoa, Kinetoplastea, Trypanosomatida, Trypanosomatidae. The record is from RefSeq and is a predicted model, not a curated record. The transcript has a single exon.
AUGAAUCCUGAUGCGCGGCCGUUCAUCCCCACGUUUGCCCGCUCCAAAACUGAACGCCAAAUAUAUAGCCGUGCUGCGUUAAAAGAUAUUGAACUCUCAGUUAUUGAGAAUAUUCGUUCGGCUUCUUUGGCGAAGAUAAAAUCCAUUCCACCUGCCCCAGUGAACUUCGUCAGUCUUGUAAAACUCCCCAGUGCUCUUGAGUUUCUUAAUGUGGACCAUGUAGUAACACUCGUUAAAGGUAAAGAGUGUAGUACAGAUGCUGAAACACCUCUUUGGUGUUCGAAAGUUCAACCCAACGCUCUUAGUAGUAGCACUAGCAAUAUUUUACCACAUUCCAAUCAAUGCCAACAUGGUCUGGAAGCUUGUCCUAUUAUACAAGAAGUAAUAUCAUCAUCAGUACGACGGGCAGCAUCUAGUCGUCUUGGGGCGGUAAUGCUUCAAUCUGGUGAUGUUGUUUUGGGUCUUUUACAAAUAGCACUUGUAUUUGAAGCACGACAAAGUUCCCUUCGACUCCGUUUGCUGGCUGAACAACAUCCUAAUGUGCUUAAUCUCAUUAAGGAGUAUCUGUGUGGUGAAGGUUACCAUCUCCCACUUCCAAGUGUUACUGCCCACGAAGAUUGGCAAACUCUUAAUUCUAUGUUAAAGUUUGACUGGAUUCGUGAUAAUCGCACACGAAUCUUUACAGAAAUAUCUAAACGUUGGAAAAAAAGACACACACAAUUUGAACAAUUUGUGUAUUUUUUUGAAUAUCGUGAUGAUCGUCCAGUUCAUCCUGUGAAAAACAUGCUUACACACUCCACAACACCUGUUCUAGUUUCUAUACUUUCUGGUGAUGUGAUGGCAGUAGUAUUGCUCGCACGACUUGGCUUCUUUGUACCUCCAGAUUAUUACUGGGAUAUAUUUUCAUUUUUUGCUGAAUCUUUGUUAUCAAUAAGAAGUGAUGGGCAGAUGUAUAGCCUUAUGCGACAUCUUUGCCUACACCUCGCUGAACGACAACAAGCACUCCGUGGAGAUGUAUUUAACCCCAUCCUUCCCCCUCAGAAGAAGUAA